Messenger RNA from Corticium candelabrum, 1504 nucleotides. RefSeq names its product stabilizer of axonemal microtubules 4-like. NCBI's taxonomy places the organism in Eukaryota, Metazoa, Porifera, Homoscleromorpha, Homosclerophorida, Plakinidae. The transcript is spliced from 12 exons. The record is from RefSeq and is a predicted model, not a curated record. Gene Ontology annotation, molecular function: phosphatase binding. Bases 21 to 1367 code for a protein of 448 amino acids.
CAAACUCACCUCCCGUUGAUAUGAGACUUCCUUACGGUCCAGCUACAGCUCAUAUUCUCGUCAGCCGUGGCUCAGAGAUUGGCCGAUUAAAUUUCUAUUCAACAAAUUACUCGACAUCAUAUGGACAGAACGGCUUUCUUCCAAGGACGAAGAAACACCAUGGAACCGGCUAUCUGACGAAUUUCCGGCCGGCAGUUUACUACACAAGAAAUGUUGACGAGAUGGAUUAUCCACUAAUGGGGCAGAUAUUGUCAAACGAGUAUGGAUCACUAACACAGAGAGACUUUCGAAACUGCGUGGGACCACAAGGAAAGGAGCCUGUUCCUCAAUCAGUCCACAUGGUACAAAGUGGUUUCGUUAAAGACUUUCCCAUCACAAGACCAACAUCAUUUAAGGUAAGAGAAGUAUUUGUUGACACUCGAGAGAAGGGGGUAGUAGGGAAAAAGUAUGCCCCAUAUUUGAGAGUUAUUCAACCGAAGGAUCCUAUUGAGAAAGAGAACGCCGGCCAUGGACCUGGCUACAUGACAACAGAAAAUAGUGCACGAUUCUUGAAAGAACCAAAUGGCAAAUUGGAUACCUCAACGAAAACAGUGGGUAGGAAGGAGGGAUCAGGCUUCACUCAUGCUAUCAAUAUUGAACCAAUCACAUAUCGCCCCCCUGAAUCAUUCAGACACUCGUAUCCAAAUUAUAGGCCAGUAGGAAUGAGCAUGAUGAGACAAGACUACACACCAAAUAAGACAAUGCAGGGCAAUGAGCAUCUUCGAAGUGUCUCCUAUCGAGCUCAAGAUGAGACAGGAUAUACAACAGGAAAUAGAGCAAAACCUCUUUUCACUCCACAAAGUCUAGAUGAAGGAUAUAGCAAGCAGGAUGACUUGCCCAAAAUGGUUCAAAACAAAAUGAAGAAGAAUGAUCCAGCCGAAUGGGUCAAUGCGACAGUACCAAACAAUAAAUUUAGCCUGACACAGACCACAUUUCGAGGUAAACAGAGAACCUCUCCAACUCAAGCAGAAAGAUUGCAGUGUGCCUCUCUUGGACCAAGGGAAUUGACUGGCUUCAGUGAGAAUCAUGAUAGAUACAUUCAACAGCCACCAACACAGCACGACAAGGGGCGUUUCACAACUCAUCACUCAAACUGCUUCUGGAAUAAAAAUCCACAAGGAGCUGCACGGGAAGGUCAUACAGAAGGAAAAAUUCUACAACAUUCAACUAAUGGAUUUACGAAGUCAACAGCUGUGCACGGGACAGCUUUAGGAAACGAGCAAGAUUCAACAGCUUUACUUCGGAGUCUCAACCCAUACCAAGCAAAGAGCAUCAAGAAACGUGACCCAUCAUUCAACGAUCACACCCAUGACUCGAAACUGCACUGAACGAAAGAAGUUUAAUUAAUAUGGAUAACUCAAUAUAUCAGCACUAUAUCUUACAACACAAUACUAGCAUUUUAGAUCACAUUUCUUGAUGUACUGUAUGAGAAUUGCAGUAGAGUGAAUUCAAGAAGCCAGUCCGA